UUAUGCAGAUCCGAUAUAAGCAAUUUCAGGGCCAAGGAGGAGGACAGAAUUACACAGGCAAAGAUGGGAACCUCUGCCUUCUUGCUCUUCUUCCUCUGCUACCACCUCCAUCUCCAUACCUCUCAAGCCCAAACAAGCAUCAUAGGCCCCUCAUGUACGCCUAACCAGACCAGCAAUCCAUGCCAAACCUAUGCCUUCUACCGAGCCAUGGCUCCUGAUUUUCUUGACCUUGCCUCCAUAGCUGAUCUUUUCUCAGUUAGUCGCCUCAUGAUAGCACAACCCAGUAACAUCUCCUCUCCAUCUUCACCUCUCAUCCCUGACCAACCCCUCUUUGUCCCUUUGACUUGCUCUUGCAAUACCUUCAAUACCAGUCUUAGCAUCUCCGCAUCAAAUCAGACUUACAAAAUCAAGCUAGACGACACUUUCUACUUUGUGUCCACUCAGAAUUUCCAGAACCUGACCACCUACCAGUCUGUUGAGGUUUUCAAUCCAACUAAAGUCCCAACCCUGCUCCAAAUCGGUGACAAUAUAAUCUUUCCGAUCUUCUGCAAAUGCCCCAAUCAAACCCUUUUGCAAAAUCAAGUGAAUUAUUUAGUGUCCUAUGUGUUCCAACCUUCUGAUAACUUAUCAGCUGUUGCUUCUCUGUUUGGGAUACAAUCCGAUGCCAUAACCAAUUUGAAUGGCAAUAACAUACAACCUUUUGAUACCAUUUUCGUUCCGGUGACCCAACUUCCACUGCUAACACAGCCUGCCGUGGCUCCUGCUGUUGCUCCUGAUGACGAUGACAGGAAAGCGGAGGUUACAGGGUUGGCAAUUGGGCUUGGAAUUACUGGGCUGUUGUUGGCUUUGGUUGUUGGUAUUUGGAUUUACAGAGAAGGGUUAAUGAAGAAGAGAAAGGCAGUGAGUGAUGAAGAGAAACAGAAGAUGCAAUUCAACAUGGGAGGGAAAGGGUUCAAGGGGGCAGAGGUGAACUUGAUGGCUGAUGUAUCAGAUUGCUUGGACAAGUACAGGGUGUUCAAAAUUGAAGAACUUAGAGAAGCUACUGAUGGGUUUAGUGACAAUUACUUGAUUCAAGGGUCUGUGUACAAGGGAUCCAUUGGUGGAGAAGUCUAUGCAAUCAAGAAGAUGAAGUGGAAUGCCUAUGAGGAACUGAAGAUCUUACAGAAGGUAAACCAUGGAAAUUUGGUGAAGCUAGAGGGGUUCUGCAUAGACCCUGACGAUGCAAACUGCUAUCUGAUUUACGAGUACAUUGAAAAUGGCUCUCUCCACACAUGGUUACACGGGAACAAGAUGGAAAAACUGAGCUGGAAAACAAGGUUACGAAUUGCCACUGAUGUUGCAAAUGGUCUGCAAUACAUCCAUGAGCACACAAGGCCUCAAGUCGUACACAAAGACAUCAAAAGCAGCAACAUUCUCUUAGACUCGAGCAUGAGAGCCAAAAUUGCCAACUUUGGACUAGCAAAAUCUGGAUGCAAUGCCAUAACAAUGCACAUUGUUGGAACUCAAGGCUACAUUGCACCCGAGUAUUUAGCAGACGGUGUGGUGUCAACGAAAAUGGAUGUUUUCUCAUUCGGGGUGGUUCUGCUCGAGCUUGUAUCGGCCAAGGAAGCUGUGGAUGAAGAGGGUAAGGUUUUGUGGGCAAAAAUUGAUGGAAUUUCGAAUGGGACUGAGGAGAAGAAAGCGAAGAAUUUGAAAGUAUGGAUGGAUGAGGUUCUGUUGAAGGAGUCAUGUUCCAUGGAUAGCGUGAUGAAUGUGAUGACUGUCGCCAUUGCUUGCUUGCACAGAGAUCCUUCUAAAAGGCCUACUAUGGUGGACAUUGUUUAUGCGUUGUGCAAGAGUGAAGAUUUCGUCUUUGAAUUAUCAGAUGAUGGAUUGUCAUCCCCUCUUGUCGUGGCAAGGUAAAUAGUAUUGUGAUGUUAUAGGGACCUUUGUAGGCUAAGCUAGGGAAGGAGAGUUUGCGAUGGUUAGGGGGAGGGUUGCGAAAGGAUUCCAUAGUAAAUUAUUCAAUGUUAUAAAAAUCGUGUCGGACAUUGAUCCGAGCGAGAGACUGGGUUACUAGUUCGUUGGUUCAACCAACGGAUCAUCGGUCGAACUGCAUCGAUCAAACUUGUAUUAAUAUUAAAAAUUAUGUUAAGAAUAAUACCAUCAUAAUAUUAUAUGAUCAUUCAUAAAAAAA
This is a messenger RNA of Tripterygium wilfordii, 2176 nucleotides long. Its product is annotated as serine/threonine receptor-like kinase NFP. Gene Ontology annotation, biological process: protein phosphorylation. The record is from RefSeq and is a predicted model, not a curated record. The transcript is spliced from 2 exons. Lineage: Eukaryota; Viridiplantae; Streptophyta; Magnoliopsida; Celastrales; Celastraceae. Gene Ontology annotation, molecular function: protein kinase activity; ATP binding. Bases 64 to 1902 code for a protein of 612 amino acids.